GGCCUCUUCCCAUCAUCCCCAGCCAGAUUUAGCUGCUGACAGCUGCUAGAGAUCCUGCCGUCAGGCCCUGGCCCCAACAACCGCCUUUCCUCUCUCUCAGUAAGUCCUGAGUCACAGCCCCUCCAUGGCCCACAAAGAAGAAGCCACUACAGCCGAAGCACCCGCCUCCCAGAAUGGGGAAGACCUGGAGAACCUGGACGACCCCGAGAAGCUGAAGGAGCUGAUUGAGCUGCCACCCUUUGAGAUCGUCACAGGAGAACGGCUGCCUGUCAACUAUUUUAAGUUCCAGUUCCGUAAUGUGGAGUACAGUUCUGGGCGAAACAAGACCUUCCUCUGCUACGUGGUUGAAGCACAAAGCAAGGGAGGCCAAGUGCAGGCAUCACGGGGUUACUUAGAGGAUGAGCAUGCAACUGCCCAUGCCGAGGAAGCCUUCUUCAAUACCAUCCUGCCAGCCUGCGACCCAGCCCUGCGGUACAACGUCACCUGGUACGUGUCCUCCAGCCCCUGUGCAGCUUGCGCUGAUCGCAUUAUCAAAACCCUUAGCAAGACCAAGAACCUGCGGCUGCUCAUUCUGGUGGGGCGGCUCUUCAUGUGGGAGGAGCCCGAGAUCCAGGCCGCCCUGAAGAAGCUGAAGGAGGCUGGCUGCAAACUGCGUAUCAUGAAGCCCCAGGACUUCGAGUAUGUCUGGCAGAAUUUUGUGGAGCAAGAAGAAGGUGAAUCCAAGGCCUUUCAGCCCUGGGAGGACAUUCAGGAGAACUUCCAAUACUACGAGGAGAAGCUGGCGGACAUCCUGAAGUAGGCCACUGGUUCGGCCUCACGUCUGCCUGCUGCCACCAAGAGACAGCAAUGACAUGCAUGGCCAUCUGGGACAUACUUGUCUUCCUAAUACCACUUGGAGCCAGACUACAUUCAACAUCCACCAAUCCGACUGGAUAAGACUCAGAAUACACUUCUCAUGCUGUAAUUCUCUUAGGCUGUGCUUUUUCUAUAACGCUGCUCUUGGGAUAGAGAAAGUGAGCUGCAAGGAGAGAAAUUCCUGCAAAUGUGGGCAGCAGGCAUCACGGGGCUGACGGUCCUAAUCACUCCUUAGAAAGGGCUGCUUAAUGCAAAGAGCCUCAGACCCAAGG
This is a messenger RNA of Orycteropus afer afer, 1127 nucleotides long. It is a transcript of the gene APOBEC2, whose product is annotated as apolipoprotein B mRNA editing enzyme catalytic subunit 2. NCBI's taxonomy places the organism in Eukaryota, Metazoa, Chordata, Mammalia, Tubulidentata, Orycteropodidae. The record is from RefSeq and is a predicted model, not a curated record. Gene Ontology annotation, molecular function: cytidine deaminase activity; RNA binding. Gene Ontology annotation, cellular component: cytoplasm; nucleus. Gene Ontology annotation, biological process: cytidine to uridine editing.